UAAUUCCCAAGAUAUACCACCAGAAACGGUUUUCUGGAAUUGGUUACCCAGCGAACGGGAGUUUGGGACGUGACCUCCUUGAACUAGAAAGCGUCCAGAGAGGGUCUGGAGCGAACUGUUUGCGGGGAGUUCAAGGAAAAGGGUAACGACCUCCUAAUCUUUCGGCGAUAGUGUCGCUGUCGUCGUACUCUGUCCGGCAGUAGUCACGGCCGAUCCCUCAUUAGAAUGUGCCCCACCGGGUCUACUAUUAAAGGAUUCGGCGCUGGGAUGGGAUCAAUAAUCAGGAUAGCCGUCUUUUUGGCCGGGAAGGAAAACCAGAUCAUGCGAGAUUUGAGUUGUGGUUGUAAAGGAGAAAAGAGGCAUCGAGGAAGUCAAAAAGUACGAUUGUAGUUAAUAAUUAAUUAUGACCAAAAUCCAACCAGCUGAGAGUGAGGGGGUUCUCUACUAAGUACUAUCUGGUUAAAAAGCCUUGGACGGUUCCGGAUGACGUCUACGCCCGGCGAAAAAGAACUUCAAGGCAGAUGCG
This is a messenger RNA of Aspergillus pseudotamarii, 526 nucleotides long. RefSeq lists its product as uncharacterized. The transcript has a single exon. Lineage: Eukaryota; Fungi; Ascomycota; Eurotiomycetes; Eurotiales; Aspergillaceae. The coding region runs from base 226 to 390 and encodes 54 amino acids. The record is from RefSeq and is a predicted model, not a curated record.